This is a messenger RNA of Cercopithifilaria johnstoni, 579 nucleotides long. NCBI's taxonomy places the organism in Eukaryota, Metazoa, Nematoda, Chromadorea, Rhabditida, Onchocercidae. The record is from the annotation of a GenBank genome assembly.
AUGGCGGCUAUCCGGAAGAAAUUAGUUAUUGUUGGUGAUGGUGCUUGUGGUAAAACAUGUUUGUUGAUUGUAUUUAGUAAAGAUCAAUUUCCUGAUGUGUAUGUUCCAACGGUUUUUGAAAAUUAUGUUGCGGAUAUAGAAGUUGAUGGGAAGCAGGUAGAAUUGGCUUUGUGGGAUACGGCUGGCCAAGAGGAUUAUGAUCGAUUACGCCCACUCAGUUAUCCGGAUACUGAUGUUAUUUUAAUGUGCUUUAGCAUCGAUUCACCUGAUUCGCUUGAAAAUAUUCCCGAAAAGUGGACUCCUGAGGUACGUCAUUUCUGCCCAAAUGUUCCAAUAAUUUUGGUUGGUAACAAGAAAGAUCUUCGAAAUGAUCAGCAGACUAUUCGUGAGUUGGCAAAGAUGAAACAGGAACCGGUAAGACCAGAGCAGGGACGUGCUAUAGCCGAGCAAAUAGGGGCCUUUGCAUAUUUGGAAUGCUCUGCCAAAGCAAAGGAUGGUAUUCGCGAAGUGUUUGAGAAGGCAACACAAGCUGCGCUGCAGCAAAAGAAGAAGAAAAAGAGCAAAUGUGACAUUCUCUGA